AAUUGAUUGCACAUGCCAUGCGAAGGGGACAAGCCAAAGGGGCACACUGGACCGAGGAAACGCCGACCGAAGACAAAGAAGAAGCAUGAGGACAUCCCAUCCAUAGCAAUGGCAUCCGUAGCAAUGGCAGUGCCAUCGCCGCAGAAGUCAACGCGCACAACCAAGAAGGCUGAUGCUGCCCCAGCGACACCCGAGACGCCCAAGCGUACUGCUGGGUUGUGUGCGAAAGCAGACUCGUUUUCUCCCACCACACUGAACACCAUGUCACCCGAUCGAACUAUCGAAGCUGCCACACGUGCAUAUUGGACCCAGUGGGCGAUUGACGCGGCGGAGCAAGAACGGACUCGUAGAUUGCACCAACUAGCAGACAUUCAACGGGAAGAGGAUAUGGAACGCGCGCGACGGCAAGCGUGGGCGCGGGAGGCAAUUGAGAUGGAACAGCACUCGCGUACGUCGCGCCUGUUUCUCGAAGCGAUGCAGAACACGGCGUGGUUCCAAGCGACGAUCUCGCCGUCGAUUCUCAAUUACGAAGUGGUGUGUCCCCACAGUUGGUUUGGCUGUACAUUCAGCUGCAUGUUGCGGCACAUCGAAGAGCAUCUCGUGGACUGUCCGUACCGCCAAGUCCCUGACACCCCCACGGUGGAAGACAUGGAUCUACAUUCAUACGAUGUAGUUUGUCCCAAUGCUGUCCUCGGCUGCAUCACAAUCUGUUCCCGCGACACUAUUGGCGCCCACUUGUCAGUGUGUGGCAUCCGGUCGGCAGAAACCGAACUCGCAGAGCGCAUGCAAUCGCAACUCAGCGUCAUCGCCGCCAGCGAAACCGAGCGCCGACGCCGCAUGAACGAAGCCACAGCCAUGUCGUCCGAGGUGCACAAGCUGCACGACGCCCAGACCAAGGACCUCCAGGCCCGGCUGCACGCCGAAGUGUCGGCGUUCGGCGCGGCGCACCACACGAGCGCACAGCUCCGCCGCCCCGGCGUCCUCCGCGUGCUGGAGGUCGUCGCGCACAUCGUCCAGACCGCGUGGCCCCAGGCCGCAGUCGAGCCGUACGGGUCCUUCGCCACGCACCUGAACUUGCCGUCCAGCGACGUCGACCUGGUCGUCGGCCCCUUUCACUCGGUCAGAACCGACAGCUUGGGGGACGUGCAGCAGCUCGGGGAUCUCUUGGCGGCACACUCGUCGUCGUCAUGUUCGGACGUGACGUUCACGUCGAUUCAAAUCCUGGCGCAUGCCGCCAUCCCGCUGCUCAAAGUGGUCGCGGCGGUAGGGGGGGCGGACCUGUCGGUGGCGCUGGACGUGACGUUUUGGAGUCCGUCGCACCAAGGGCUCGCCAGUGCCGCGUUGGGGCUCGAGCUGUGUCAAGGCAUCCCGGGGUUGAAGGAAGUGACGCUCGUGCUCAAGUAUUACUUGGCCAAGCGCGGCAUGAACGAUGUGUACCGAGGGGGGUUGUCGUCCUAUGGGUUGCUGCUCAUGGUGGCCCACGUGUGCCUCCAAAAGGCUUCUCGGCAUCCGACGCCAACGAAAUCGGCGGCCGUCGACGAGGGCGAUGGCGCGGUCGCGCUAUCCGACAGUCAGCGCGCCAAGGGAGUUCGAGUGGCAGCCGCGUUGAUGGCGCACGUGAAAGCGGAGGCAGCGGCGCCGUGCCUUGGCAAGUUGUUGAUGGAGGUGCUGCAUUACUAUGGCAACAACUUUCAGCCAGAAGUGGACGUGGUCACCGUCGGGACGUCGUUCAGUGACGACAUGCGACGAGGUGCGGCCGCCACGUUGUGUGUGCUGGAUCCGCUGGACGGGACCAACAACGUGGGACGCCACUGCUACCGCAUCUCACACAUCCUGCGCAGUUUCCAAGACGUGUCCAACUCUCUCACGUCGCUCAUCGUUCGACUUCGACGAGGCAAGGACGUGGGUGGAGGGUCGUUGCUCGAUCGCAUGUUCAAUCUGUGACACUGUGAUCCAAGGACCACACACAUGCCACCAGAUGGGUGGACCACAGGCCCAUCGGCAAUUGUGUUGUGCCUGGACUUGACCUGGUAACGACGCAAGUGCUGUGUACUAGUAAUCGGGUCCAUGGGUGGCCUGGUGGUUUGUUAGCUGUGAGAAACAAAAUCGAAUGGCGGAGGUGCCGAAGUCGAGAGAUUAUGGUGUGCUUGUUGGCUCAACAGCGUUGAAUACAAUGUGUUGCAAGUCAAUCAAUGACGACGUACACCGCGA
Aphanomyces astaci is the source of this 2211-nucleotide messenger RNA. RefSeq lists its product as hypothetical. Gene Ontology annotation, biological process: RNA 3'-end processing. Lineage: Eukaryota; Oomycota; Saprolegniomycetes; Saprolegniales; Verrucalvaceae. Gene Ontology annotation, cellular component: TRAMP complex; nucleolus. The transcript has 4 exons. The coding region runs from base 13 to 1944 and encodes 643 amino acids. The record is from RefSeq and is a predicted model, not a curated record. Gene Ontology annotation, molecular function: poly(A) RNA polymerase activity; mRNA binding.